This is a messenger RNA of Spodoptera littoralis (African cotton leafworm), 7121 nucleotides long. The record is from the annotation of a GenBank genome assembly. Lineage: Eukaryota; Metazoa; Arthropoda; Insecta; Lepidoptera; Noctuidae.
AUGCUGGCUAUGUGUGUAAGAACACACACGGUAGCUACUACUGUCAUCAUAUCGACUGCCCGCCAGGGCGUUGUGUCAGGGAACAAACCUGUCAAGUUGGAGACUUGGGAUGUUUCCACCAGCCUGGGAUGUACUGCUACAAGUUCUUCACCUUUGUCGCCAAUGCCCACUUACCUUUCGGAAAGAGUGACGGCGGCGCCAAAAAAAUUAGGGGCGCGAGGUAUUAGGUAUGUACUCAAUGGUCACGAGUGGCAGAGAAUAGAGAGUACUGGUCUUCUCUGGAGGAGGCCUUUACCUUUCAUGGAGAGGGUGGAUUUUUAUAAAAUGCCAAGCCCUUUCCAGUCUUGGGUCGUCUUGUUUUCGAAGGUGAGCUACGAGCUGCGCCUGGUAUCGGUGCAGGCGUCUCCUGGUGUCCAACCAGCUAACCUUCGAUGCUUUAACACGCGUGUACUAUACAAUAGCUGCGUGGUGUCGCUCGAGUGUUCUCUGCCAGGUCCCCAGGUGGUAGAACUUGAGCUAACGAGGUCUAUCAUGAGAGGUUCCAGAUACGCCGGCAGCACGGUCGUUCGACUCUUCGUAAUUGUCUCUCAAUAUGAAUUCUGACGGUAUUGCAAUUAAGUCUAUUUUAGAUCGCCAUUAACUUUUUUCUUUCGACAUGAUCAAUGAAAGUACCUACCGUCGGUCGCUUACCUACACCACGGUAAUAUUAUUACCAUGCCUAAGCGUUUGUCGUGAAUAGUUCUAAAUAUUAGUUGAUUUAAUUAUAUUGAUACCGAUUUGAUAAGACUGCCUCGUUGGCAGAGUGGUCGCAAGUGGUCUCGGGUAUGAUUCCCGGGUCGGGCAAAGUAUUACUGGGUUUUUAAUAAUUCUCAGUAGUAGCACGGAGUCUGGAAUUUUGCCCGGUAUAUGGCAAUAGGCUCACCCCCUAUUACAUGGGACUCGUAACAUAAAUAGUGAAAACUGGGUGUUACAUUGUGCAGUGACAUAAUAUAGACCUCUGCCUACCCCUUCGGGGAUAAAAGGUGUGAUGUUAUGUUAUGAUUUGAUAAGUGUAAUUCUUGAAUCUUUUAAAAAACUUAUUAUGUUUGUAAGUAAUGUAUUUGAAAACAAAAUAAAACGAUGAAACAAAUUGGAAUAUAUCUUUUUAAUUUUAUUAAGCACAAGCAGACACCAUGAAGGAAUGGUGUUUCAGUUAUAUACAUAUAACUAUAUAAUAGUACAGUGCACUAUUAGUAGAUUAUAAAUCUCAUGAUCACAACAUAAUUAAUAUUUUAAAAAUUUAAACUAUAUCUAGACAACAGCAAAACAAUUACAAACAUUUUAUUUUGUAACACUAUAACGCUCUGGUCCCUAGAUCCUGUCCACUCUUGCGCACCAAAGUAUUACCAUACUAUAAAAAUAUCUUCAAUACAAAUACGACUCUUAAAUUGCAAUUAUAAACUUGGAUUAAUAGCUAUUAUUAUAAAAAAAUAUAAACAUAAAAAUCAAAAUAUAAAAUAACAAUAAUACCUAAUUCCAUUAAUCCAAAUUUAUAAUAUGACGCUGUUAAAUAUUGUGAUUUAAAAAAAAGUUAUGAUUGUUGUAAACUAUUGCAGGUUUUAGUCAUAAGGUCGGUAUCAUUACAUUUUCUCGAUAUUCUAAAGCCGAUUAUAAUAAUGAAAAAACUUAAUUUAUAUGUAUUUUAUACAAAAAAACGAAACAAUAACAUUGAAAUUCGUUUUCUAAUCAACAAAUAAAUUCAACAAAGAGUAAUUUUUAACAUAAACCAUGUUUAAGAUUAUAUAAAAUUAGAAACAUAACCAAAUUUGCCAAUUAUAUUGCCAAUCUCGUUGAUUUUAGACCUUAUGACUUAAAAAAUAUGCCAUAUAUAAAAUAAAUAACUUUAAAAAAUUAAUACACAUAAGAGCCAUUACUAAUAAAGACUAUUUUAGUUUUAUUACUGGUUUCCUUUUGACUUAGAUUACUGGGAAAAUAUACACUGACUGCUAUGCAAAAAUCACCUUUGCUGCUUAGUAAAUAAAGUCACUUUCAAGUGGCUUAAAUGAGUCGACAAAAACAUUUCGAAGUCAUUAUAUGACACAGUUAACCUAAAAUCUAAAGAAUCAAUCAAAGGGCUUAGCACGAGUUUAUUUUCGUAUAUUGAGAUCGACACGUUGAUGACGUACGGCGCUCUGAUUGGCCGGGCCCAAUGAACCAACCAAUCAGUGUGUCGAACGCGAUCUCGUUUCAAUCUCGUUAAACGUAAAACAAAGCCGUGUUUGUUCUCUAAUAAUAAAAACGACAAUUUCACUUAAUUUAAGUAUUUUUGGUUAAACAUUCUAUGAGUCCAAGGUUCAAUGUCACUAGAAUAAAAUAAUAUAUAAAAACACUUCAAAGUUCCUUAGACCUACUAACACUCUUAAUUUGUAAUGGCUCCAAGACACUACAAACAAUAUAAUAUAAAACAUAUUCCUUAUAUAAUUAUGUAUAAAAUAACAAAUAUAUAUUGCAGUGGGUAAAAAAUAUAUACAUAAAUAUUUAAGGUUUAGCUCCGAUCAACAAAGUGGCGAAGAACAGAAUCCAGUAACAAUUUAAAUUCAACCUUAAAAUGUUUUGUAAUACGACUAGAAUUCGAAUUAAAGUUCCAAGAUCCGAAAGAAAACGUGUAAAGUUUCUUCUUUUUAUUUUAUCACGCAAACGAGCAAACAGAUUACCUGGUAGACACCCGAAACACUGAAGGAGUUCCUAGUAUGUUACUGGGUUCUCAGUACUAAGUUGCUCAACGGUGCCACUUCGCCCCUCAGCGCUAACCCUUGAUGAAAUAUGAGUGACAACGUUAAUAUAUAACAUAUACAGCAGUACAACAAAACAAUGAUUUAAUCCGAAAAUAACCGCUUACUCACGUGAACUAUUAGAGAAAGGCUCUACUAAUUUCAAGCCAUCACAGGACUCUUAAUCAUAAGUAGAAACCAGUAGAGCGUUUCUCAAUUACUUAACUAAGUAUGCCGUUAUCAACAAUUAAUUUAGUACGCCUCACGAUAGUUUUUUUAUUACACAAAAAUAAAAUAAAGAUUUUAUCGAUAACAUAUAACACGAAGACGCCAUCCCUAGCUGCCGCACCACAUAAGCGUAUCGAUACUGUAACUGCACACUGUACUUACAAUUCAACAUUAUUAUAUAUAUAUUUAAAUAGAUGGCACAGGGAAAUAAACGAAAGCAUUUGAAAGUUAUAAUCCAUUUCUUUAACGACAGGUUUCAGAAAUAUUCAUACAGUAUUUGCUUACUAGAGAUAGAAUUUUCAACCUUAAGCUAAGAAGUCAAGAAUCUAUCUUUAAUAAUCAAAUUAAUUUGAUAAAUCGUUUAUAGGAACCCGUCGUUAGUUUCGAACAAGAAUCAAAGCGUAAGAAAACAAUCGAUAAACCACUGGAACGGUCAAACAUUUACUGCCGUACUCAUGCCGGAAUACUGAAACAUUAUUCAAUUUAAAUCGCGCUUAAGUACAUAUAGUGCUGUCGCUACAAAUUCUUUGUAAAAUGACAGAGACGGCACGAUAUUUAAGCACGACUUAAAAUUGAGUAACGUUUCAGUAUCAGAGACGUUAAAUGAUUACUUAAAACUAUUCCUUAGUAACGAUUUUGUCCCGAAAACAAUUAAAGACUGGGUUAAGUAACUAUUCAAUGUCUCCGAGGAAGGCAGUUAGACCAUAAAGUAAAGUUAGUCAAUUUAAUAGUGGCAAUAGUUAUUCAACUGUAAGUACAGAUUCAUUAAAUAAUACUAUUAUGAUAAUGGCAUAGACAACAGUCUUCAGAAUUCAACAGUAAUGUACUAUGCUAUUUUAAAUCUGCGCUUACAUAUCGAUUUUUGACUCGAUAAUCGAUAUCGACCAUUAAUCAAUUUCAAUCGUUUUUUUUUUAAACGUUAGUAGGAGUCCCUGAUAGGAUAAAAUACUCUAGAAAUGAUUCAAUAUAAUCUUGUCUUACUAUCAAAUAUCAAAGUUCGGUAGAAAGUAUAGGACACAACAUUUCUUUGACUAUAAUUAUAUUAUCAACACACCAUUAGAUGAUGCUUAACCAGUACUGUAACCUGUUUUCAUCGAUCUGUUAGCUUCGAAACAAUAGACACACAAAAGCUAUCGAUAAAAAUAUCGAUAAUGAAUCAAUAAUCGAUAUGAAAGCGCAAAAAUAGUAGGACAGAAAGCGCACAACACUGUGCGACACAGUAGGCUAGACAAGCAUGUACAAAUCUGAUAUGACACUGUAAAUUCGUACAGUUUCACGGAACUUUCUGAUAGGCUCAAUAUUUUAACAGUAUCGGUCAAAAUAUAACCAUUAUACAUAUUAUAUAGAACCAUAAGUAUAUAAUCCUUACUAAUAUUAUUAAUCAGAAAGUGAGUUUGUUUGUUUGUUCCACUUUCACGCCGUAACUACUAGACCGAUUGCUUUGAAUUUUUGCAGAUGUGAAGUUAGAAGUCUGGAUUAAAUAAUGGGGUACUUUUUAUCCCGAAAAAACUUGAUAUUCUCUCGAGGGAAAACGAAAUUAUUGGUAUAGAUGGCGCUGUGUGUAUUGGUAUAUGUCACAUAGGCUACUUUUUAUCCUUUUGUGACGCGAGCGAAGCCGCGGGUAAAAGCUAGUAUAUACAAUACAACAAGCCAUAUAAUACAGAACACUGUAAAAAAAACAAUACUGAUAUAGAAAAAUGCCAUUGAAUUGGACAGUAAUACGCGUUCUUGUAAAUCAACAACUUAUUACUUGGUAAUAUAGUACAAAAUCGAUAAAAAAAUGCUGCCUUGAAAUGCUCAAAUCCAGAUUUUAUCACUCCCAAGAUAGAGGUUAUAGUGAUGUCAACAAAUAUUUUAUCAUAGGAUUGUAACAUGUUAUAUUUUCACCGAUACUGCGCUAUUUUGUGACUAAACGAUUGCUAUAAUAUAAUAGUUAGUUUCACCUAAAACGUAAAAACACUUUACACGCCUAGAACUAACGUUAACAAAGACGUUAUUGUUACGAAGCUACCCUCACUCGACAUUUGUGACCAUUAUCUUACAUAACCCUCAUUUACUUCACUUAAUGCACACUAAGAUAACUAUGCUGUAUAAAAUUAUAUAUAUAUUGUAUAAUAUAAUUAUGAUUUUCAAUAAAAAUCUAUCAAUUGUAUAGAACUCCGCGGUAUUUGUAGUAAAUAUUUCCAAGGCAUUAUCAGGUAAUUUUUUCACUAGUUUAUCGAUUAUAUAUUGCACAAAAUCAAGUCUCAGUGUACAUCAAGCAUUCACGAAAUAACUAACAAAAAACAUCUGCGCAUGACUUUUAACGUAACUAAAAUAGUAAGUUGUAUAUAAUAUAUAAAGAAAAUGAUCAUAUUUAAUAUGACAAAAUGUAACACAUUUCAACUUAUCGAUAAUAUCUAGACAACAGGGCUCAAUAAAAGCUAAAGAAAAUGGCAUUUUGUAAUCACUUAUCAAUUUAAACUAGAAAAAUAUUUCUUUUACCAUACUAGGCUGAUCUAACUGAUUUCUCUUAUAGUCCUCAUCUCAAGUGAUUGCGAUGCUUAACACAGGCACAUGUUCAAAGUCAACUAUUGAUAUAUGUAUUCUAUAUAGUAAAAUCUAUUGUAAUAUAAUAUGCAUUUAUAUUCCAUAUAAUUAUCUAUGUGUAAAUCUUUCAGUGAACACUAUUUCGCGAUGCGCUGUACAAGCAUUAUGCCACAGCGCAAAAUGCCAUAAACAAAAAUAACGUAGGUAUAUUAACAAAUAUAUAAAUAAAUGUAUAUAUAAAUAUAUAUCAGCCACACACUAACCGGCCACUCGCUGCAUUAUAGUAGUACUAGUGAGAUUAUAGUAGGCUCCCACGGGGUCAAGUAGCGUUAAACAACUAUACAUCAAAAACAUUGAUAAAUUUGUUUAGACUCGAGUGUCUUUUACAGCAGUUUAUUUUUAAUUUGAUAUGAGUUUAAUAAAAAAGUUCAGUCGAUCGUUAAAAAAUUGUUAGGAAGCAUCUAAACAAAUUCAUCAAACGUAAAAAUUACAUACACUACAACAUCGUCGUGUGCUAUGCACAUCGUCAAACACUAUACAUCUAGACACGAACACUACUUGCUAGUCGUCGGGGUUAUUCACAGAGAUCAUUUCUUCUUGACGGUCGAGCUACUGGCACAACUACUCGACCGGGUUUGGACGCCAUCCUUCUUCAGCAAACUGACUCCGAACGCGGGACAUUUCUUUCGCAACGCCUUGAUUUUAUACAAUUUGUUUCCCUGGGAGUUGUUUGUCUCCUCAUAGUUGUCGGGAGUGACGUCCGCCGUGAUCACAGAGUUAGAGAUACAAUCCAUCGGCUCCGGACUACUUGACUUGUCCCGUUUCCGUCUGAACCUGAACGGAGUUUCGAGGGAAUCCGCGGAUAUAUUAGUGACAUUCGUGUCACUGGAAGACAGAUCUUGUGUAGAUUCGAGACCAGUUUUAGGCAAAUUAUUCUUAGGGAGCUUUUUACGGGAGCUGGAGUUAGAUCUAACUAUUAGUUUCUUGCGCGCGUUUAUAUUUGAAUUAGUAGGUUUAGUUUGCACUACAGAUUUGAGAUUUGGCUCAGAUGGGAGACGAUUUUUGCCAUUUAAAUGGCAAUUUUCUGUAAGUGCAGAUAAAGUUGAAGUUACGUUGUUCAGUGUUGUGACGACUGCGCUGUCGUUGGUGGGGAUUUUGCUGACGCUGACGGUCUUUCUAGUGAAGGUUUUGAGGGGACUUGAUCCGUGAGUGUAGCCUAGAGCGGGGCGCGCGAGGUUGGCUCGUUGGCCGUGGAAGCUACUCUUACCGGUGAAGGGUUUGACGGGACCCGUCAGUUUAUUGGCUUGAGAAUUGGCACUUCUAGUUGGGGGAAAUGUCGAAGUCUUUGAUGCGUAAUGAGAUUUGAGAGUGGAGUUGAUGAUCCGAGGAGGUUGCUUCAAGUUGGUGUUGUUGGCGUUCCGUAUGUUGUUGGUGGGCAUCAUGUAGUUCAUUUUGGGCGCGAACACUGUCUUCGUUGGGAGCAUUGGAGUGGGGGUGGUCUUGUACUUGCCGAUGACAGUUGUUACGUUGUUCUCGGAGUCAGGCUCGUUGGCGUUCAGAGCGUUGGCGUUGUCCAACUGAAAGAGGAAUUAGAUGUUUAAAGUUUCAAGCUCG